This is a messenger RNA of Rodentolepis nana, 406 nucleotides long. The record is from the annotation of a GenBank genome assembly. Lineage: Eukaryota; Metazoa; Platyhelminthes; Cestoda; Cyclophyllidea; Hymenolepididae.
AACAUACAUUUUUAUACUUUUUUCCAGAUUAUCAGAGCUUAAUAGUAAACUUGAGGGUGCCGGCGAUACUACUGAGUCCUUCAAGAUUUGGAAAGAGGAGUUGGCCCGGGUGCGUAAAAAGUCAGCGGCACCAGGCCUCAAAACCUCUGAUUCCAAGGUCUCCCUCACCGCCCAAAGUGCAUCCAAUUCUAAAUGGACUUUUGAAAUGACCCAGGUUCUUAUUAAGGCCGUGAAUCUCUUCCCUGCUGGGACCCAGAAGCGGUGGGAAGUUAUUGCUGCUUAUGUGAAUCAGCACUCAGUAGGUGUUGAGGUAACAGCCAAAGAGGCACACAAACAGGCCAAAUCUGUCAGUGAAAAUUGUAGGUACUACUAUUUGUUAUUCGGUAGUAUACCCAUAUUAGAGUGA